CAGCGAAAAGGAGGAAAAUGUGGAAAAAUGGAAAAACCGGCGCGCUUUUCAGCUGAAAAGGAAAACUCUCGUGUGGUUUUGUGGUGUGAUUCAAGGGUCGUUAAACUCUGCCGUAUCUGCAGCAAACCGGACAACGAUGAUUUCAUUUCAGUGCGGCUGCGGCAGGAGCAGGUCACGAUCGCCGAGAAAAUCUUCGCGAUCUCGGGCGUGGAGGUGAUGAAAGAUCGGCGGCUGCCUCAAAACAUCUGCCUCAAAUGCCUCGAUCGUGUGAACGAAGCGUUUGAGUUGAGGCAACAAUGCAUCGAAACGGAUUCUCACUGGUGCGAAUCACUCCCCGACAUGAACAAACUGCUGCUAACCGGAAGCCCACAACACUGCGGAUCCGAAUCUUCGGAUUACUUUGUCGAAUUCCUGGAAGAACCGACUGGCGAGAGGGUGGAUACAGAAGAAGACGACGAGGACGGUGAUCCCGGCGAGCAAGAUCCCCACCAAGAUGUCCUUGAGCAGCAGAGUGACUCGAUCUCGGAGCAUGGAAGUAUCACUGAGGAAAGCUCAUGCCAAACAACGCAGGUGGUUCCGAAUCAGGCGCAUACCAUUCAACAAAAUACUGCCUGGAGGCUAGGUGAGCAUUAUCAACGCCUUCAGCCGGAUUGCUGUGGAUGCACCAUGCAUUUUGAGAGCAAAGAGGAACUGUUCGAGCACUCUCUUCAAGUACAUCGCAAACAAAAACGGCGCUCCAAAUAUCGUCCAUGCCAGUGCCCGGUUUGCUACCGAUCUUACACGAGCGAAGAGGCUUUAGCAUUUCACUACAUAGAUUUUGACCGACAAUACCCGGCAAAUGGUGGCCUUUACCAGUGUCUCACCUGUAACCAGACACUCAAAACAUAUGUAGCGCUGAUUGAACAUUUGGAGCAUCAUCAUCGAUCGUACGGCAAGAAUUCUUGCCACGAGAAGUCACAUGCUGUGGAGUUUGUACCAAAUCAUCCAAAAUCAUCAACAACAUCCUCGGACGGGAGUGAUCUUUGCAUAGAGAUACAAACACUUCCCAACGAUGAACAAAUGGAAGAGGAUAGUGAAGAGAUGGAAAUCAUCGACCGGUCGGUAACGACCGAAACACUGGACGAGGAAUAUGUCACAGACGCAGAAUAUUUGAAAGUGGAUGAUGGGAGUGGAAAGGAGGAAUAUGAAGCAUUCCAAGACGAGGUGGAGGACGGCAGUGAAGUUGAUUACGGGGAUGAUGAUGGCAGAGCUUUGGAAGGGGAAUCGUACCGAUCUCAAACAUCGAAAGCAGGGCGUAUGAAGAGCAAAGAGCAAAGUGCCUUGCAGCGUGUGUUACAAAUACCGGAAGAGUAUCGCCGAGUUGUAGCUAAUCAGGAGACGUACAUGAUCGUUGAGCUAAUGCAUGAGCGAUGCUGCUGCUGUGCAAAGUUCUUUGCCACUGAUCAACAUCUGCAGGAGCACAUGAAGCAACACCAGGAGGAACAUUCACGCAUUAACGCGUCUCGAAAACAGGAAGCAGCUUGGAAGUACAGUUGCGAGUAUUGCGGGAAAACAUUUAAAUUUGCUAUCACAUACACUUUUCACUUGCGCAUACGGCAGCGGCGUCAAUUUUAUCUGUGUGGACUCUGUAAUCUUGUUAUGGACACAGAGAAGCGCAUGAAAUCACACAUGCUCCGCAGUGAGCAGCAUGCCAGCUUCUUCAAUUUACCUCGUGCCGACGUUAGUGACCAGUACUUUAUAGUUGUGCUCGCCGGCGUUCGUUGCUGUAGGUGCAGAACUUACUUCGAGAGGCAUGUAGACUUCAAUGAGCACUUUCAAACAACUCAUAGCCAACAGCUGCUGGCAGAAAGCCGGCACACGCUGGACACCCAUCCGUUCGAAUGCGGUGUAUGCAAGCGACGCUUCACUCGAAAGGCCCUGAUCGAGCAGCAUUUGACCGUAGGGACGAUUGAAACAGAGGAAAACACCCGCAAUUUCGUCAAGUACUGCUGCAAGUUGUGUGACUAUAUGACUUAUACUAUUGAACGCAUCGAGGCCCACCUGUACGGUGCCGUUCACAGUGAUGUGCUGGCAAAGGUGCACCUUGAGCCAUUGAACAAUGAAUUCAAAAAGCCAGACACGAUGUGCUACUGCUGUAUGCCAGAGUGCAAAAAAUCAUUCUUAGACACAGAAAUCUUAAAGGCUCACUUUCGUGACUGUCACGCGGAAACUCUUGCCGCAAACCAACGUGCCAACAGCAUGCAGAAAAUUGAACAGGGAUCGUACGAGUGUUUUAUAUGUGCGUUGAGAUUGGAGAAUUUAAAUGCCCUAAAGGACCAUCAGGCGCUGCGUUCUCCCAGCAACUGCAUCUGUGCGAUAUGCGGUAUCAAGAAACCCUCGCGAUCGGCAAUGCUAGAUCACGAGCGAUCACACACCGGCGAACGACCGUAUCGUUGCGAGUUGUGCGAUAAAACUUUCGCUAGUUUGAGCUGCCUGCGAUCACACCAGAAAUGCCACGUUCCACGGGAAUACGAGUGCAGCACGUGCAAUGAGCAAUUUGCGAGACUUGAAAAUCUCAAACGCCACUUUCGGCUUAAGCAUGGCGAGGCGACGUUCAAGUGCGAGAUUUGUGCCAAGAUGUUCAAGACACGCGACAAGCUCUCCGCUCACAUUCGGAUCCAUACGGGCGAGAAACCGUACAAAUGCCGGACGGAGGGCUGCGAUCGCUGGUACACGAACACUGCGGACCGAAGGCGUCAUGAGAUGGCCGGGCAUACACUGGAACGUCCCCAUCCAUGUAGAUAUUGCGGGGCAGCUUUCGUUCGCAAGCGACAACUGGUGAUCCACGAACGUCGCCAUACCGGCGAUCGACCAUAUUCCUGCGAAAAGUGUGGGAAGACAUUUGUUGAAGCGACAGCCUUGCGAAAGCAUACCGAUAAAGUGUGCUCUUUUUAAAGGUAUGUUUUUACGGAAUUACUAUAACGACAUGCUGAGAAUGUUGACCAUUUAUUAUGAAAAUUGCUGAAGUAUGAAUUGAAAGAAGUAAACCAUGUAUUGAAUUCUCGUGGAA
Molecule: messenger RNA, 3049 nt
Organism: Anopheles aquasalis
Lineage: Eukaryota; Metazoa; Arthropoda; Insecta; Diptera; Culicidae
Product: zinc finger protein 850-like
Cellular component (GO): nucleus
Molecular function (GO): zinc ion binding
Source: RefSeq, a predicted model, not a curated record